AUGACGGAUAUGGGAAAUGAUGAUGCGGUACCUAGAGUCACCGAGCAAAUGAGGGAAGUGAUUGCCGAGGAAGUAGGAAAGGCAAUCGAAAAUAGCUUAUCUGGUUUUAUUGAUAAGAACCAAAAUACGAUACUAUCAGUUGUUGACGAGAGAGUCAAGAAAUUGGAAGAUAAUGCUAAUGUAGCUAAGGAGAAAUUGGGAGAGCGUAAGGGCUGCUCGUACAAAGAAUUUAUGGCAUGCAAACCACCACUCUACAACGGAGAAGUGGAUCCGAUAGUGUGCCAAAGAUGGUUGAGUGAUAUUGAAGUGGUGUUUGAGAGAACCCACUGUGACACGAAUGACUUCGUAGCUUAUGGCACGGGUCAGCUGAGAGGCCAAGCAAAAGACUGGUGGGAUAAUAAGAAAAAGGAAAUUGGUAGUGAAGCGGCGAAGGCGAUGACAUGGGACGAGUUUAAGGUACCAUUCCUUAAACAUCACAGUCCCAAAGCGGUUAUCAAUCGAAUCAAAGAAGAAUUUAUUCAGCUUAGACAGAAGGGCGGAUCUAUUGAUAAGAUCAUGGGGAUCUUUCUCGACAAACUAAGGGUUUGUGAUGAGUUGGUGACAUCCGAAGAACAGAAGGUGUAUUAUUAUUAUAAUAUGCUAAGCGCAGAGUAUCGGGAGUUCGUGACUCCCUCAAAAUACGAGACCCUCACCGAAAUCAUCAAUACCGCCCGAGAAAGGGAGAUAGAGUUAAAGAAACAAAUUGAAAGGGGUGAAAGAAGGGCGCAAGUGGUUAAUCCAAGCCCUACGAAAAAGGCACGCACGACUGACUCGUCCAAGAAGCAAGAGGGAAAAAGUAAUUCACCAAGUUGUAAAGUAUGCGGGAAGGGGCACAAGGGUGAGUGCCGGUUCAAGGACAAGUCGUGUCCUAUAUGUGGGAAAACAGGGCACACGGCUGCGCUGUGCCCGGGAAAGGUGUCAGUGUGUUACAAAUGUUAUCAGCCGGGUCACAAGAAAUCUGAGUGCCCGGAGUUGGUCGGAAAGAAAGAUGACAAGGAUACGCACACUGAGGCACCAAGAGCAAAAGCAAGAUCCUUCCAGUUAACAGCAGUGGAGGCGAAAAUGGAGCCCGAUGUGGUCUCAGAGGUAGAAAUAUGUGAUAACAAAAAUUUCCUCGUGUGUGAUAUAUGUCGAGAUUGUAAGAUAAGCAUUGACGAUGAGGAAUAUUCAAUAGACUUGAUUCCUAUGUCAAUGGGAGAAUUCCAAGUAGUGGUCGGGAUGGAUUGGUUAUCCCGACAACAUGCGAAAGUCGUAUGUUUCCGCAAGGAGAUAAAAUUAACAUCUCCAAGUGGAAAAUCGGUUACCAUAUAUGGCGAGAAAGGGGGUAAUCCCGUUAUGUGCACAAUGCUAAAAGUUCACAAGCUCAUGAGGCACGGUUGUAGGGCAUUCAUGAUAUAA
Molecule: messenger RNA, 1437 nt
Organism: Helianthus annuus (common sunflower)
Lineage: Eukaryota; Viridiplantae; Streptophyta; Magnoliopsida; Asterales; Asteraceae
Exons: 2
Coding region: 1-1437 (478 amino acids)
Molecular function (GO): nucleic acid binding; zinc ion binding
Source: RefSeq, a predicted model, not a curated record